Molecule: messenger RNA, 3768 nt
Organism: Thunnus maccoyii (southern bluefin tuna)
Lineage: Eukaryota; Metazoa; Chordata; Actinopteri; Scombriformes; Scombridae
Gene: ppm1g
Product: protein phosphatase, Mg2+/Mn2+ dependent, 1G
Exons: 14
Coding region: 184-1872 (562 amino acids)
Biological process (GO): protein dephosphorylation
Cellular component (GO): nucleoplasm
Molecular function (GO): cation binding; protein serine/threonine phosphatase activity
Source: RefSeq, a predicted model, not a curated record
GGGACAUGCGCGCGCAGCAUCUUCCUGCGCGGCUCCUGCUUGUUCUUCUUCUCGGUCUGUGUUGUUAGCGGCUUCUGCUUCCACACGUGUGAUCACUCCUAUGUGAAUCCCUCUCUCCGGGACCCGUUUACAAGCUCAUCCCGCAGCCAGAAUAGGUGUAAAGCCAUAAGAAACCGACUAACCAUGGGGGCUUAUCUGUCGCAACCGAACACAACCAAGAACUCUUGCGAUGGCGGCAACAGCUACAUGAGCUACGGCUUCUCUGCCAUGCAGGGCUGGCGAGUCUCCAUGGAGGAUGCUCACAACUGUAUCCUAGAGUUUGAUGAGGAGACGGCCAUGUUUUCUGUGUAUGAUGGACAUGGAGGUGAAGAGGUGGCCCUGUACUGUUCAAAGUACCUUCCUGACAUCAUCAAGGAGCAGAAGACCUAUAAAGACGGCAAACUGCAAAAGGCACUAGAGGAUGCCUUCCUGGCCAUCGACAGCAGAAUGACCACAGAGGAAGUCAUCAAGGAGCUAGUCCAGAUCGCUGGACGGCCCACAGAGGAGCCGCCUGCUGAAAAGGUGGCAGAGGAAGACGAUUUGGACACUGAGGAGGCAGCUUUGCUCCACGAGGAGGCCACAAUGACCAUUGAGGAGCUGCUCGUACGCUAUGGCCAGAACCGCAAUGCUUUGAAGAAUGCAGCUGCUAUCAGCGCUGCAGCUAAGAAGGCAGCCUGCCCGCAUCCCGGGGCCUCUGGAGAGAAAGGGGAAGGCCAGGAGAAGGAGGGGCUGAAUGGAGAGGUGGAGGAAGAGCGCAACGGGAAGGUGAAGGAGGGCGAAGGAGCAACAUGUGGGUCUAAGCUGCGAGCCUGUCGGAGAACAGGAGGAGGUGAAAGUAGUAAUGCAGCAGCAGAUUGUGGUGAGUCGGGAAGCUCCAAUGGAGAAGAAAGGGCUGGUAAGGCAGAAGGAGAUGCAGGUCCCUCCUGCUCUUCUUUGUCCUCCAACGCUGCAGGAGACUCCAAGUCCAGGUUCUUUGAUGACAGCGAGGAGUCUGAGGAGGGAGAAGAGGAAGAGGGCAGCGACGAAGAGGAUGGCAGCGAGGAGGAAGAGGGCGACAGCAGUGAGAUGGAAGAAGAGGAGGACACAGAGGAGGGAGAGGAAGACUCUGAGGAUGAGGAAGAGGAGGAAAUGUGUCUACCUGGAAUGGAUGGCAAGGAGGAGCCUGGCUCGGACAGCGGCACCACAGCUGUUGUGGCUCUGAUCCGAGGAAAGCAGCUGAUCGUGGCCAACGCUGGAGACUCUCGCUGCGUGGUAUCUGAGCGUGGCAAAGCUGUCGAUAUGUCGUACGACCACAAGCCAGAGGACGAGGUGGAACUAGCUCGCAUUAAGAACGCCGGAGGAAAGGUGACCAUGGACGGACGGGUCAACGGUGGACUGAACCUCUCCAGAGCUAUUGGCGACCACUUCUACAAGAGGAACAAGGUUCUGCCCCCCGAGGAGCAGAUGAUUUCUGCGAUGCCGGACGUCAAAGUUCUGACGCUCAACGAAGACCACGACUUUAUGGUCAUAGCCUGCGAUGGCAUCUGGAAUGUGUUAAGCAGUCAGGAGGUGGUGGACUUCAUCAGUGAGAGGAUCAAACCAGACCAGAGUGGCAAAGUCAGACCCCUCUCAUCCAUAGUGGAAGAGCUGCUGGAACACUGUUUGGCCCCCGACACAUCCGGAGACGGCACAGGAUGCGACAACAUGACCUGCAUCAUCAUCACCUUCCGGGCACACCCCUCGCCCGCUCACAGCCAGUCAGAUGACACAAAGAAGAGGAAGCACCAGGAGGAGGCAGGAGAGGCCGAGCCGGAGAAGAACGGAAACGACAGCAAAAAGGCUAAAAGUGACUAAAGAGAAAGAGAAACUGUCCCGCAGGGAGCAGCUGGUCCCAGGCUUACCCCAGAUACACCAGAGACACAUUCUGUUCAAAAUUAAAUCCUUACCUCACAAACAUCAAGUUCACCCUAAAACAGAAUUUACAAACACUGUACAUACGCUCAAAGACCAGCUCAACUAAGAUCCAUCAGGAUAGGUUUUUUUUGUCCUCUUGUUUUAGGUGGAUUCUCACUCUAACAGCCCCCCCCCCUCAGUUGUUUCUUUGGUUUGGUCUCGUUCAAAAGAAGCUGGACACAUUUUUAUUUCUUAAAUUCAGAAGAGGCAGACUCACAGGCAUGCUGCGUAGCUCAUCAUUUUCCAAGUAUUUGUAGCUAGAAGGAAGAUGCAGGAGGAACUAAUCAACAGAGAUCGGUGUGUAUUUCUAAACACGUUUUAGAAAUGCACUUCAGUCUUAUGUUAAUGUCAAGCUGUUCUGUUUUAGUGGAAGUUGUAGCGACCGGUGUCUGAUUGCUGUUCACAUUUUACAGCCUGACACAUUUUCAUUGCAGUUUUGCGUUAUAAAAUGUUUCGUUUCCAACAUGAAGCUGCACAAUGCUCUCUGGGUGUCCAAAUUACAAGCCAGUCAUUGUAUCUCAACCAAGUGCCAUUAAACAAAAAAAAACCCUUGAAUUGCUUUCGUAUGCACCAUUUCACAUCUUCAAAUUAACUUGAACCAUAGAAGGGACCUGAAAUGGCUGCAGAAUGAUUGGCAUCGCAUUAAAAAAAAAACGUGUUUUCUCUCAAGAGAGUAAUGAGAGGAAAUACUAUUGUCCUGUGAAACCCAAAUUUAUGAUUCACGAUGCAGUGAGAAUGUGCACGUACAGUGUAGCGCCGAAUGUGUUGGUGCCCUGAUGUUGAUAUCUCACCCUGAGUUUCUUCAGGGGGAUUUUGUGUGAGUCACAGUUCGACUCCACCCCUCCCAAAGAGAGGAACUGAAGGGUUUGGGGUAUGAGUCCAGUUGUUCUAGUUUGCCUUUUUGUCCCCCCCCUAUCCCCCACCCCCAUAAGCAUCCAUUUACAAGUAAUUAUAAUUUCUUUUUUUUUCCGUCUUGCUGGUCACAUAACUCCCAAAUACGUUGCCAUCAUCCUGCCUUUUUUCUUUCAUUCCUGCUUUGUGUCUUGUCUUGAUCAAUAUCUGUAAAUGUCCAGAGGGAGAAAACAUGCCAGGGUUUUUGAGGAGCUAGUGUACUCUUCAUCUCUGUAAGAUACGAUAGCAGGAAAACCAGGACGAGCCUGAUCUGUCUCUGUAUGUCCAUCCAGAGAGAGUUUGUGAUGUAAUUGCUGCUGCAGGAAGCCCCGGGCUGGCCCACCGCACGCAGCUCGUCUCCAGGACUCUACCUUCCUUCACCUCAUUGACUCUCCCUGUCUGUUUCCAUCAUAACAUCUUUUUAAGAUUAAAUCUAAGACGUGUUUUAAGUAAAAAAGUAUUUCCACUCAAAUCUUUUUUUCUUUUUUUUUUUCCUUUCAUUUUUGAUGAAUCAGUCCUCUGGCAGUUUUUUUAAAAAAUCCUUUUUGCGAGCACAUUGAAAACGCCCUGAUGCUGGACUGUGGAGAGGAUACACCGAGGUAGAUUUUUGAGUGGAAAUACAAUUUGAAGUUCUGAGCGCCAUGACAGUGUAACUUUUGAGAAGAUUUUUUUCUUUUCUUUAUUUGCAGAAGCCUCAUUUAAACCAUAUUGUGACUGUAAGUUCGUUUCUAGUGUGCUAUCUCGUCACCAUGCCCUUUUUUCUGUACAUAGUUUUUUCAAUACUUGUAAGUGAAGAAAAGAAAAUGCUUUUUCUUUGUAAUUGUGAGUCAAUGUAACAUUUUUGGUGCAUACUCUUUUGACACCAGUAUGUAAGUACAUACAAAUACAUUUUUUUAAAUAAUGAGA